This is a messenger RNA of Penicillium canescens, 594 nucleotides long. RefSeq lists its product as uncharacterized. Lineage: Eukaryota; Fungi; Ascomycota; Eurotiomycetes; Eurotiales; Aspergillaceae. The coding region runs from base 1 to 594 and encodes 197 amino acids. The record is from RefSeq and is a predicted model, not a curated record. The transcript has 2 exons.
AUGGAUGCUCUCUCGGAGCACGUCAUUAAGGAAGGUUUUCGCCUUACUGGAAUCGUCCCUAUUGAUGCGCAAUUAGCCAUGGAGCAAGAGAUCAGAGAUGCUAAUGAUGAGACUAAUGAUAUAUGGGUAGACGGCUUUCCUGAUAGAGAUGGAGACAGAGAUGAAGCUCAAGACCGCGAGCUCGCUAGCUGUAUCACUAUGUCACCGCCGCGAGACGUUCUAAACACAGAAUCGACGUCUCAGAAGCUUCUCAAUGAUAUCGCCGCUGCUCGACGCCGUCUAGCUACCCUUAAGCGGACGGCCACGUCAAUAAGGAAGAGGAAUAAUGAGAGUGCUAAGGAGAGAAAUCAUCGCGAGGACGGAGAGAGACGUCGUCUAAAGAGCUUCCUAUCUAUCGUGGAGAGAGUUUUACACCGGUCUACGCUUAUUUGUAGCACUGCAGGAAAUUCGACGGAGGGCCUUGCCCAGUUCCGUGCCGACAAUCAGCUUCUUCUUACCCAUACCCACAAUCGGACGACGAGGCCCUCUGGCCGGCAGAUCAGGAUAGUUGGACCACUCACAAAAGGCGAUGCAAAUAAGGAUAUACGCAAGUGA